AUGGGUUUCCGGUCCUUAAUCCUAUUCAAUUCUCAACUUUGGGUUUUAGGGUGGCUAUAUAUAUCGGAUAUGGUGAUUGGAAGGGAAUGGAGAGGGAUAGUUGUUGGAGAUGGCUACUAUGGUAAAAAUUAUAGUGGUCGAAAUGGCUACUUUGGUAAGGGUUGUAGUUAUGCGGAUGAUUGCUCUAAUGAGGGUUAUAGUAGUAGAGAUAGCUAUUGUGAUGAAGUGGUGGACAUGGCUACUGUGGUGAGGGUUGGUAGUAUUCGAUCUUUGUUGGAGGUGGUGAAGUAUAAAUAUGGAGUUGAAAAGGAGAAGAUUGAGGAGGAGCUAUGGUUGUGA
Dovyalis caffra is the source of this 339-nucleotide messenger RNA. Lineage: Eukaryota; Viridiplantae; Streptophyta; Magnoliopsida; Malpighiales; Salicaceae. The record is from the annotation of a GenBank genome assembly.